GAACAUGUGAUCUGUGCUGUUUUGAGUCUCGGUGUGACAUCUGGUGGCCUGGUGAGGUAAUGCUGCAGGAUGGCAGGUUUGCAACUUCCACUUUUUCGUGUGAGUGAGUGAGUUUCUCUGGUUUGGAUUGGAUUUUGGAUUUUUUUUUGUCGACGGUGCAAUAACAUUGAGUGAAAUAGAUGAAACAUCCAAAGCAUUAUUAGGUGUCAACAUCACCACUGGUGGAAUAAUGAGCCCUUCUUUUACCAGUUAUCAAUAUCAUGAUCUAGGUCACCGUCAUCGUUACCUAACAGUGUCGACGGUGACAGUAAUUGUCCAACAGGACAAACAGUCCCACCGAGAGCUAAAUUUUGUGUACCAAGAACACGUGUCCAUUUACCAGAAAUGAAUCAUAAGUGAAAGUGAAAGAAGACUCAAGCACCUCACACACACUCUCACAGUGUGACACAAAGAGAGGUGUUAAAACCCUACUCGUCGAAAGAGUCUCCGUCAAGUUCAGACUUGCUGUUAGAACAUGGAUGAAUAUCAACAUCCGCUGUUCUUCGAAGCCAAAGACCUGACGGACCGAGAGAAGGACAAGCUCAGGCGAUACUUUCAGAAGAGACGAGAUUCCGGGGGAGGCGAUUGCACAACGGUCCAAACCGUCGGGGGCAACAUGCACAAAAUCUGCUUCAAGGAAAAAGAAGACCAGGAAAGGGUUUUGCAGAGGAAGUUUCACACCAUCACUCUACCGUCCGGAGAUCGGCAUCUGACCGUGAGCCGAAGUGACGCACCGCAGACCCCCGAUCAGCCAUCGACACAGACGUUUACAAAAGCGAACACGAAAGGCCUGGAGAAGAUUUUCAAGAUCGAAGUUUACCUCCUGUAUUACCUCAGAGACAACCCCAGGGCAAACAGAGUACUGCGCAAACAACUCUCUUCCAUCGGCUGCACAGUGGAACUGAAUUUCGACGAAGAGGAGGCGGUGGUUAGAGGGGAUAUCGAGAAGGGGCCAGGAGGGGCUUUUGGUGCUGCGGAGAAAUGGGAGCUACAGGUGGACCUUCAUCGGUCUUCAUCGGUCUCACUGAGACCUACCUCUGCUUUCAUGUGCUCAAUCCAAAACAACAGAGAAUGCUGCUGCAGGACCGCUCUUCUGUGGCCGACGACGAAAUGAAAGUGUACAGAGACACUGGUUAUUCGGUGGUCGUGGGAGAAGCCGAGGCCGUGAGGGAGAGGAUUGCGAACCUGGAGAAGAGCCUGCCGACCUGCAAGGAGCUGCCAAUCGUGGGGGAGACCUUCAAACUCGUGGAGGGAGAGUUCAGUCGGGAAAUGCGCGCACAUCACCCAGGAGUUCAAAUCCAGAUACGUCAUAGCAUGAUCAUCGUGGAGGGACCCGAUGAGGAGGUGCAGGCAGGAGCAACAAAACUCGACCAACUGAUGAAUAAGGUGUUGGUAAAGACGGUACAGUUCCCUUCAGACUUAAUGACCUUCAUGAGGUCCAGCGAUGCAAUCUCCAAGUACCACGCUCGCUUCCAGCACAGCCUCAGACAUCCCGUUUCCGUCAAAGUGGCAUUGAACUUGAUUCUGUCCAGUCUGUCGUCCGACGCCCUGGAUGAGGCCGAAGCGGCGGUGAGGAGAGAGCUCGGCGCCGACACUGUGAAGCUGCAGGGCGCCGCGGCCGUGCCUCCAGAUCUAGACAGGGUGAAGGACAUCCUCACCAGAGCCAAGAACGUGGCAAACUGCCGCGAGCUCCGAGUGGACGUCAGCUACAUCCCAGGAGCCAGUGUUAGCGCUGUGAGCGCAGUACGACUGGUGGGCUACAGUGAAGACAUUAGCAAACUGAAAGAGGUUCUGCAGGACUACCAGAUGAACCAGGUCGGGAUACAAGAAGUUCUGAUGCUGCCAUAUCCUGAGCUGGUUGACCGCUUUGAUAAAGUCUUAGGUCUGAUUUGCUUGAAGCAGACGGAAGUGUCCAUAAAAACCUCACCUUUGCCACAUCCUCGUGUGCUGAUGUCUGGGCCCCGGUGUCACGUUCAGGAGGUCCAGCAGGCCCUGAUCGCCGCUCUGUCCAGCCUGACAUCGGACAUCCUAGUUCUCGAUGGACCAGGGGCUCAGCGGUACUUCCAGGCAGAGGGAAAAGUGAGCAAGGAUCUGGUGGAGAGCUCCUGUCAGGUCCUUAUCGCGGAACAUCACGGCGCGAACUCCCAGGAUGUCAAUAUCCGAUCACGAGGCACCAGCAGCCCCGGCGUCACGCCCUUACCUUCCAUCACCGGAUUGGCCAGCAACACUGUCGAGAAUGUCGCGGCCGACAAAACGAUCCUAAAGAUAACGCUCGGCAGUUUGGAGGAUGAGCAGGUGAACGCAUUGGUGGUUCCCAUGCUCGACAAAAAGCUGACUUCCACAGUCAUUGGCCAGUGCCUCUUGACCAAAGCAGGGAACACAAUCCAGGCAAAGUUUGACUCAGUGGCGGCGACUCGCACCGUGUGCCCCGGGGACGUUCUGCAGGUCGCCGGUCCGGCAUCUCUCGGCUGCUCCAAACUCUUCUUCAUCGAGUGUCUGCCUUGGGAUGGAGUCAGGGGGCAGAGUGUGCAGGCUCUUGCAGACGGGUUGAAGAGAUGUUUGGACCUCUGUGUGCAGCAACGCUUGGUUUCAGUCGCGUUUCCACUUAUUGGACCAGGAAUUGCGCUCAAAUUCCCGCCGAGGGAAGCCAUCGGAGCUCUGGCCGAGAACAUCCGCCAGUUUGGGUUAUCCGCAUCCUCCGGUUGCCUCUCGACCAUCCAUGUCGUCGUCAAACCUGGAUAUCCUGACUCUGAGGAGUGCUACCAUGAUGUCUACCGGCACCUCAGCGCGAAUAUGAACCAGGGAGACCAAGUGAUCUUCCGGCCCCUCACAAGUGACCUGGACGACAUCACCCUGACAGCGGGAGGUGGGGUCAGACUACGGCUGGUGUUCGGCGACAUCACGAACGAGACGACCGACGCCGUCGUGAACACGACCGACUUCGUUCAUUUUCAGGACGAUGGCGUCUGCAAAGACAUCUUAGCCGUGGCUGGGCCCGAGGUGACGUCCGAGGUGCAAGCGGCAACAGUAAAGCGGGGAGAGGUUUUAAAGACCCGGCCGGGAUCAUUCCCGUGCAGAGCCCUUUUACACGUGUGUGGACAAAAGGACGCGGGCGUCACUGAGAAACUGGUGCAUCGCAUCGUUCAACUCUGCAAUACCUCUGGGUACAAGUCCGUGGCCAUUCCUGCCAUCUGCACUGGGAGUGGUGGGCUGGACCCCGGCGUGGUGGCAGCUGCCAUCCUCCGAGGGGUCGAAAGGGCCACAUCAUCCACUCCCAACAGCUGUCUCGCCGACAUCCGCCUCGUCCUGAGGAAGAUUGAUGUCUUCCUGGAGUUCAGAGAGAAGGCGAUGCAGGUGUUCCCCACUGCUGCGGUCAACAGAGUGUCAGUGCCUCAUGUACAACAGACUCCACGCAGGCCUGUGGCCGCAGACCUGAGCAUCCUCCACAGCAGCUCCGCAAAUCAGCAGUCCGCUUUCCUGUUCGUGGGUCUGCAGGACAUCCCAGACGCCAUGGCGAAGCUGAAGGAUCUGUAUCAGGCACAGUGCUCCAGUCAAACCUUCACAACGGAGCAGCUGGAAUUUCUCUCCCAGGACGACGUCGAGAGUCUGAAGCAGGUGGUGGAGGCCGAGGGACUGUACGUCCAGUCGGGCCCGGGCGGCUCAACGGUGAGCGGGUUGAAGGAUGGGGUGAACCGGGUGAUGCAGAUGAUUAAUGCGUCUCUGCAGGGCGGCCUCAGGGCACAACAGAGAGUCAGGGAGGAGGAGGAUUUGUACACCCGUGUGGCUUGGUGCAUCCUGGGAAAUAACGGCAACUGGGAAAGGCUCCCUAAAGUGGCCAAUCGCAAACUGGAAAAUAGCGACAUCUCCGGGGCGAUAGUGGACGCACAGAGCUACCAGUGGAAUGUGGAUCUACAGAGGACGGAGGCCACAAGACGAUCAACUGGACAGAAACAAAAGUUAAAGCGACUUGAGAACCUGCCAGACUUCACUCUCCCUCUGUACUGGGACAACAUGGCUGCCGGGGAGAGUAUGAAGGUGGUUACACUGGAGCCCUCCUCUGCAGAGUACCACGCAGUAAAGGAAGCCUUCAAACGAACUGCCCCCAAGGCUGUGAUGAAGAUCAACCGUUUGCAGAACGUUCACCUGCGUCGGGCCUAUGAAUCGCAGAAGAAGCACAUUUCUGAUAAGAACGUACAGGGGGGCGGCGCAGGUGAAAGGCUCCUGUACCACGGGACGACGCAGGAAAACUGCGACUCCAUCAUGACAACCGGAUUCAACCGGAGAUUUGCUGGGCAAAAUGCAACUUUAUAUGGUCUUGGAACCUACUUUGCGGUGAACGCCGUCUACUCGGCCCACCCCACCUACUCAAAGCCAAAUGCUUCAGGCUGUCAGUUAAUGUUCGUGGCUCGGGUCCUUACCGGCCUCUACACCGUGGGCCAAGGUGGAAUGAUGGUGCCGCCUCCUCGCAACACCCAGCGGCCACAUGACCUCUACGACAGCGUGGUGGACAACACGGACGACCCCAACAUGUACGUUGUGUUCCACGAUGACCAAGCGUACCCAGACUACCUCAUCACCUUCAAGUGACUGUAAGGGGGCAUUUUAUGCGGUUUCCAAUUUACAAUUAUGUAGAGAAAUAAUGAUGAUCUCCAGAAUAAAUGUUUUCAGGUAUGCUCAA
Messenger RNA from Scophthalmus maximus (turbot), 4717 nucleotides. RefSeq names its product protein mono-ADP-ribosyltransferase PARP14-like. Bases 1021 to 4626 code for a protein of 1201 amino acids. Gene Ontology annotation, molecular function: NAD+ poly-ADP-ribosyltransferase activity; transcription corepressor activity. Gene Ontology annotation, cellular component: cytoplasm; nucleus. The transcript has 14 exons. The record is from RefSeq and is a predicted model, not a curated record. NCBI's taxonomy places the organism in Eukaryota, Metazoa, Chordata, Actinopteri, Pleuronectiformes, Scophthalmidae. Gene Ontology annotation, biological process: negative regulation of gene expression.